CAGGAAGGGAGGAAAAUGCCCUUUCUUUCUUUCAAGACCCUUAUUGUGGCCCAGUCUCCUCACACACACACCCUGUGUCUCUCUUCUGGAAGCUCUAGGAAGAGACUCCUGCUCUAUAUCAGAGGUGGUGUGGAGAGCAGCAGGCUUGAGGGGUCUGGGGUUAUUGCUCCCUUCCCUGUCGACUUGCUGAUAUCUGCAAGGCAGGCUGAGCAGUGCACUGCAGUUGCAACAGCAGGAGCAGACGCUGAAGAGCUUCCCAAGAUACCUGAAGAGGAUAUGGAAGGACUGAAGGCUGCUGUUUGGAAAGGAAACCUCACCGAAGCAGCUGCUAAAGCGAAAAAGGCUCUGGAGAGGGUUGAUAAAAUCCCUCUCAACAUUGCUGUCACGGGGGAGGCGGGCUCUGGAAAAUCGUCCUUUGUCAACGCCAUCCGGGGCUUAGGGGAUACAGAUAAUGGUUCUGCUGUAAUAGGGAUAACUGAAACGACAAUGAAGCGCAUUGCUUACCCACAUCCUAGAUACCCAGAUAUAAUAGUCUGGGAUCUGCCAGGGAUCGGGACCCCAGCGUUUAAAUCAGACACGUACCUCAAGCAGGUGAAGUUCAGCCACUACGACUUUUUCAUCAUCAUCUCCAGCCCCUGCUUGACAUGCAACGACAUUAGCCUCGCCCAGGAGAUCCAGAGACUGGGGAAGAAGUUUUACUUUGUGCACUCCAAGGUGGAUCUGGAUUUGACAAAUAAAAAACAAAAUGGUGACAAGGAGGGAACCCUGAAGUGGAGUAAUGCUCCCACAAACAGGCCACAUCACUACAGCGAGAGUGCGAUCCUCAAGGCCAUCAGAGAGAAGUGCAUCAAAGGCCUGAAAGAAGCAGGGGUGGCCUCCACACAAGUUUUUCUUAUAUCUAAAUGGGACUUGGGCAAGUACGAUUUUCCCAAAUUGCAGAAAGUGCUAAUGGAUGAGCUCCCCAGUCACAAGAGACAUGCUUGUCUACAAUCCCUGUCCAACAUUGUUAAAGAAACUUUGGAGAAGAAAAAAAAACAACUGCAAACGCAGAUAUGGUUGAAAAGUCUGGUGUCAUGUGGAGUCGCUGCUAUUCCUAUCCCAGGUCUCUCCAUUGUUUGUGAUGUUGCCAUGCUGGUGACGUCCCUGAAAGAGUACUGCAGGGAUUUUGGCCUUGAUGAAAACUCUCUCGCUGCACUAGCUAGACAGGCUAACAAGCCCAUUGCAGAGCUGAAGGCCGUUAUAAAGUCCCCACUGCGUGAGGAAAUAACAAAAGAUCUUGUAAUUGAGAUACUGACCAAGUUCGCAACUGGGGCAGUGCAAUAUACUACACUUUUUUUAAAAUUUAUACCUGUGGUAGGUGCUGUGAUAGGUUCUGCGGCAGCUGCAGCAGUUGCUCUCCCUACCACAAAGAUCAUGCUGCAGAAUUUCCUGGAUGAUGUUGCUGCUGACGUUGCACGAGUUCUGGAGGUGGUUAUGGAGGGAGAAGUUUCAAACUUAGAGAGAAAGCACAAAAACAUCUGCACCCCCCUUCCCAAGAUACCUGAAGAGGAUAUGAAAGCACUGAAGGCUGCUGUUGGGAAAGGAAACCUCAAUGAAGCAGCUGCUAAUGCGAAAGAGGCUCUGGAGAUGGCUGAUAAAAUCACUGUCAACAUCGCUGUCACGGGGAAGACAGGCUCUGGAAAAUCGUCCUUUGUCAAUGCCAUCCGGGGCCUGGAGGAUACAGAUAAAGGUGCUUCUGAGACGGGGGUGAAUGAAACGACAAUGGAGCCCACUGCUUACCCACAUCCUACAUACCCAAAUGUAACCAUCUGGGAUCUGCCAGGGAUCGGGACCCCAAAGUUUGAACCAGACACGUACCUCAAACAGGUGCAGUUCAGCCGCUACGACUUUUUCAUCAUCAUCUCCUGCACCCGCUUCACAUCCCACGACAUUCAACUCACCCAGGAGAUCCAGAGACUGGGGAAGAAGUUUUACUUUGUGCGCUCCAAGGUGGAUCAGGAUUUGACAAAUGAAAACCGAUACUAUGACGCGGAGGGAAAACUGAAGCAGAGCAAUGCUUCUGUGAAAAGGCCACUUCAAUACAGUGAGAGUGCGAUCCUCGAGGGCAUCAGAGAGAACUGCAUCCAAUGGCUGAAAACAGGAGGGGGGGCCUCCCCACGGGUUUUUCUUGUAUCUAGAUUGGACUUAGGCAAGUACGAUUUUCCCAAAUUGCAGGAAACGCUAGUGGAUGAGCUCCCCAGUCACAAGAGACUCGCUCUUCUAUGAUCUCUGUCCAAUACUUCUAAAGAAAUCUUGGAGAAGAAAAAACAACAGCUGCAAACACAGAUAUGGUUUAAAAGUGUGGUAUCAUGCGCAGUUGCUGCUAUUCCUCUCCCGGGUCUCUCCAUUGCUUGUGAUGCUACCAUACUGGUGACGUCCCUGAAAGAGUACUGCAGGGACUUCGGUCUCAGUGAAAACGCUCUCGCUGCACUUGCUAGACAGAAUAACAAGCCCAUUGCAGAGCUGAAGGCCGUUAUAAAGUCCCCUCUGUGUGAGGAAAUAACAAAAGAUCUUGUAAUUAAAAUACUAACCAAGUGCGCAGCUGGGGCAGUGCAAUAUGCUACAUUGUUUUUAAAAUUUAUACCCGUGGCAGGUGCUGUGGUAGGUUCUGUGGCAGCUGCAGCAGUUUCUCUCCCUACCACAUACUUAAUGUUGAAGAGUUUCCUGGAUGAUGUUGCUGCUGAUGCUGUACGAGUUCUGGAGGUGGUUAUGGACGAAGCCAUUUCAAACUUGGAGAAAAAGGACAAAAACACCCGCACCCCUUGAAAGGAAGAAACAUCAGCACGUGGCUGGAGCUCGGAGCUCAAAGUCUCAUAAAAUUGCUGCCUUUCUGCAUCAGGUGGGAAACUUCACCAGAACUGAGCUCUGAGCCCCAUUUCCACUGAGGUAUCUCACCCACCAUGACAUAUUGAAUUUAAUUCAGCCAUAAAAUGGACAGGGGGGAUCCUGACUGACCCUGUUCUUUGCUUUGUCUUCAUUUCCCCAGCAAAAGAGGCCAAGUUGUGAUAAAGCUCCACAGGGUCCCGAGUGCCUCAUGCUCUCCGCAGGGACCUCAGGGAAUGGUUAUUUCAGGCCCCAGCAGAGAGCAGGGCCAUGGCAGAGCCCAUCGAACUCUUCACUGGGAAAUGACAGGGAGCGACACCAACGAUGACUUGUUCUAGCCACAGAUUUUCCAUUUCUUGGUUCCCGUUCCCCUGAAAUUGCAGCCUGGGUUGGGCAUGUGGGCAAAUUCACUCAGACACAAUCGUAAAAACCCUAAAUCCUGACCUGGCUUGGGUGACGAUUCCCUGGUGCCAAUUCCUUCCUCGUCACCGCAGGACCCCAGGCCAACAAAACAGGUUUUUGAGCACAGACGCUUUCACACUUUCCCCCAGUCUGCCCCUGUCUGGGGAGGAGCGGCCUGUAACCUCCCACAGAGCCCCCUGACUGACCUCCUGCAAACGCCUCCUUCAGUCUCACCCCCGCCAUGGACCCUCUGGAUCCCUCGACAAUGGCCUGCAGCUGGAGCUCUGGGAGCGCUGCUCAUUGCAUUAUCCCAACCAUCUCCCUGCUCCCUUGUAUUCCCCCAUCUGUCUGGAGCACCUGCCUGCUUGGUCUAGUCUUAGAUUCAAGUAUCAGAGGGGUAGCCAUGUUAGUCUGGAUCUGUAAAAAGCAACAGAGAGUCCUGUGGCACCUUGUAGACUAACAGACGUAUUGGAGCAUGAGCUUUCGUGGGCGAAUAUCCACUUUGUCAGAUGCAAGAACGCUCACCUGAUGAAGUGGAUAUUCAUCCACGAAAACUCAUGCUCCGAUACGUCUGUUAGUCUAUAAGGUGCCACAGGACUCUCUGUUGCUAUUUAGUCUUAGACUGUCGCUCUCAGGGGCAGGGGCAGGGCCUAUCCUUUUGUUCUGUGUCUGUACAGCACCUAGCGCAACAGGGCCAUCUCCCAACAGAUGUUACUCUGAGACAAUAAUAGAUUAAGAAAUGCUUAGACUGAUCCUUGUAAUUCUGCCUCUAUGCUCAUAGGUUUUACCAGCCCCUUAUGCAAAGGUAGAUUUGUCCAGAGAAGCACCUGGGUCUGGCUGUGCUAUUAAUCCUGUGAGUGGCCCUAGAUUUAAAUGGAGAAGGGUCAAGAUGUGUCUGGCUGAUAAACCCAUAUGGGCUGCUUGAUAAUUACCUGGCUGAGUGUGGCUGUCACUUGUGCUCUGGGCUGUGCCCCCAUUCACAGCUGGUGAGUUUGUGCGGAGAGAGGCUCUAGUGUUUGAUGCUGAGUUUAUGUACAUCUAUUGCUCCUUGAUUUGCCAUUCUCAGUGGGAGCCUAUUCUGUAGUUUAUUAUAAGAGCCGAUGAUUGAACAAUUCAUUUGAGCAAUUGGAGACUUCGAUACAUUGCAGCUGGUCUGGCCAUAUGUAUAGCCAGUGCAUCAGCCUCUGCUUUCCCUCAAUAACCCAUUGAUUUGUAGCUUUUUUUUUCAUAAUGAUUAGAGGUCUGGUUCUGCGAUACUUUCACACCCCCAGAAUGGGCCUCUCUUGUCUUGUAGAAGUGAUUUAAUAUUUCAAUUAUAAUAAACUUGCAUUUAAUCUGGA
This is a messenger RNA of Gopherus flavomarginatus (Mexican gopher tortoise), 4604 nucleotides long. RefSeq lists its product as uncharacterized. The transcript has 3 exons. Gene Ontology annotation, molecular function: GTP binding; GTPase activity. Gene Ontology annotation, cellular component: membrane. The record is from RefSeq and is a predicted model, not a curated record. NCBI's taxonomy places the organism in Eukaryota, Metazoa, Chordata, Testudines, Testudinidae.